UUCAAGAUUUUCAAGUUCAAGUCAAGUAGAAUGUAAUUGGAUCAUUUGUCUUAAUUACUGCUAAUUAACUAUUUCUUUGUUUUAAUUAUUAGUAAUAAAUGUAUCAUCGCCAUUUAUUAACUAAUUACGUUACCGUUGAGUACUAGUGUCAAUACUGAUUGAAAAAUACUCAGUGAAGUAAAAUAAGUCUUGUUUUACUUUUGUUAUAAUAAAAUGUCGUCGUUGCCUAUUGUGUCUAUAACAAGAAGAGAAACUUUCAGUUCUUGUCACCGUUUACACAGUCCAUUUUUAAGUGACGAGGAAAAUAAGAAACUUUAUGGAAAGUGUAAUAACCCAAAUGGCCAUGGGCACAACUAUGUUGUACUGGUGACCGUAAAAGGUCCAGUAGAUGCUCACACCGGGAUGGUGAUGAACAUCCAUGACCUGAAGCAGUACAUGAAGGAGGCCAUCAUGGAUCCCCUGGACCACAAGAACUUGGAUCAGGAUGUGCCUUAUUUUAAGACAGUGGUCAGCACCACAGAAAAUUUAGCAAUUUACAUCUGGGACCAUCUACAGAAAGUAAUGGAAAAGCCUUCUCUAUUGCAUGAAGUGAAAAUAUUAGAAACUGAGAAGAACCACGUGGUUUACCGCGGCGGCUCCACUUACCCGCGCAAGAAACACGAGAAUUCCAGCCUACAUUCCAGCCGCCACCACAAUGUCUCCUCAGAUUCAGAUUGAGAAAUCAAUACAAUGUGACAUUAUAUAUCAAGAAA
Messenger RNA from Cydia strobilella, 752 nucleotides. RefSeq names its product 6-pyruvoyl tetrahydrobiopterin synthase (gene purple). Bases 214 to 717 code for a protein of 167 amino acids. The record is from RefSeq and is a predicted model, not a curated record. NCBI's taxonomy places the organism in Eukaryota, Metazoa, Arthropoda, Insecta, Lepidoptera, Tortricidae. The transcript is spliced from 4 exons. Gene Ontology annotation, molecular function: 6-pyruvoyltetrahydropterin synthase activity. Gene Ontology annotation, biological process: tetrahydrobiopterin biosynthetic process. Gene Ontology annotation, cellular component: mitochondrion.